Ostrea edulis (European flat oyster) is the source of this 8401-nucleotide messenger RNA. Its product is annotated as serine/threonine-protein kinase tousled-like 2. Gene Ontology annotation, cellular component: nucleus. The transcript is spliced from 21 exons. Lineage: Eukaryota; Metazoa; Mollusca; Bivalvia; Ostreida; Ostreidae. Gene Ontology annotation, biological process: chromosome segregation; intracellular signal transduction; peptidyl-serine phosphorylation. The coding region runs from base 690 to 2813 and encodes 707 amino acids. Gene Ontology annotation, molecular function: ATP binding; protein serine/threonine kinase activity. The record is from RefSeq and is a predicted model, not a curated record.
AGGGCGGGAAUCGAUGCGAGAGCAUUCAUUCACCGAUGUUUUCCGAUAAGUCCCGACGAUGGCAUUAUGUACCUGAGUAUAUUUUUGUAAAAAUAAUGAAAUGAAACACUGCAGUCCAGUUUAUUGAGAUGAUGUAUACACACGAUCGAGUAAGAUAACGACGUUGAAUAAGUUAAAAUCAUUUUAUUUUUCCAUCCCGAUUUCUCGGCCCGCAGUGUGACGUCACGCAAAGAUCAUCAACAAAGUUGAGAAUUUGGUGAGAGAGACUUGACUUUCAGACAAUCGUUUACAAGAUUGUGACCUUGAUGGUCAACCAAGACCAGUCCCGAUGAUAGACUAAGGAUCAAUCUACGCAUCUGGGCAGCAAUAUUGAGAGGCUGUUGACAAAAAUAUAGCUUAUAGCCCGGGAAUGUUCAACAAUAUUGGUUAAGGACCGCCAUCUUGGACUCCUAACUCUACGAGUAAAGAUUCCAACCCGAAGUAAUUUUUCAAACGGAACGAGAACAAAGACCACCAAACCUUCUUAGUCCAGCACUAGAAGACCCAGUUUUCAUAAACUACUAUUUGUGGACUGAAUUGUUACCAAGACCACGGAACUGAAAGAAAAGAAAUGAGAGGCGUGAUUUGAAGUUUACUGGAGACUGAAAUCCUGAUAAUAUGCAUUAAACCGAAUUACUGGCUUAGUCGUUAUGGAAAGCAAUGUCAACCUACAGAGCCUUGAUCCACGGAAACAAGAGUUACUCGAGGCCCGUUUUCUCGGCAGCAGGUUUCAGCCAUUGAAUGUUUCAUCCAACCCCCAAGAGAAUAACAGUAACCUCAGUGCUGGGUCGAAUGCAGGGGAGGAUGAGGCACACUUGAUAUUAACUCCUGAGAAACAACCCAGGACUCCAUCAGAGAGAAAGCGAAAGAGGAAAGCCACAGCCAAUGACAGCACUGAGAGCACGACUCCAAAAUCCACGCGGCCUGAAGCGAAUGGGAAGAAAAUCAAUGAUUAUUUUAAGCAAAACCAGUCCCCUAGUAGAAGCUCAGUGAAUGCACACCUUGGAACCAAAUCACCCUCUCCUCAGGGUAUUCCCUAUGGUUACACAGUUCCUUCCCCUGGCAGUCUUAGUAAUUCUGACAGUAUGGGAUACCCACCUCAGCGGUCCCUCUACCAGUACCACAAAGCUGUACAGACAGAGGUAGAAUACGUCAACAGCGGGGAACACAAAGACAAUCGCAUUGAAGACCUACUACGGCAAAAUGAGGAACUUCGACGGCAAGUAACCACGCAACAGUCGCAGUUGACUGCACAACAGAAACUUAUCGAGAAAAACAAAGAUACCGCCCAAAAGUGUCUCCAAGUCAACAAGUCUCUUUUGAUUGAAAAGAGCAAGUUGGAGAAGAAGACGACGAGGCAGAAGUCGAUGGGGAAUCGGUUACGUCUAGGGCAGUUUGUCACCCAGAGACAAGGGGCCACGUUUGUGGAGAACUGGGUGGAUGGAUGGGCAUUUACGGACCUAAUGAAGCAACAGGAGAGGAUUGCACAGGAGAGGGAAGAUAUUGAGAAACAGCGAAAACUUCUAGUCAAGAAAAAACCCAACUCCACAGUCACAAAAAAUUCCAAAAACGACAAUUUUCUAAAACCAGGUGGAGAGAAACCUCUGACAUUAGCAGAGUUUUACGAACAGGAUGAAAUCCUAAAAUUACGACAAGCUAGUCUAAAAAAGGAAGAUGCGGACAUUCAGUUAGAACUAGAGAAAUUAGAAAGGGAGAGGAAUCUUCACAUACGAGAGCUCAAACGAAUCCAUAAUGAGGAUAACUCCAGGUUUAAGGACCAUCCAACUCUCAAUGAAAGAUAUUUAUUAUUAAAUUUACUAGGGAAAGGCGGAUUUAGUGAAGUUCACAAGGGCUUUGACCUCAAGGAGCAAAGAUAUGUUGCAUGUAAAAUUCACCAGUUAAAUCGAGAAUGGAAAGACGAUAAAAAAGCCAAUUACAUAAAACACGCCCUAAGGGAAUACAACAUUCACAAAACAUUGGACCAUCCCAGGAUUGUUCGGUUAUAUGAUGUUUUUGAAAUCGACAAUAAUUCAUUCUGCACGGUGCUGGAGUAUUGUGAGGGAAAUGACCUUGACUUCUACCUAAAGCAGAACAAAUCCAUUCCAGAAAAGGAAGCUCGCUCGAUCAUCUCGCAGACGGUCAGCGCUCUCAAAUAUCUCAAUGAGAUCAAGCCCCCUGUGAUUCACUAUGACCUAAAACCAGGAAAUAUAUUACUGGGAAGCGGGUCUGUUAGUGGGGAGAUUAAGAUCACGGACUUCGGCCUCAGCAAGAUCAUGGAUGAGGAAAAUAUUACUCCUGAUGGCAUGGAUCUCACUUCUCAAGGAGCGGGAACAUACUGGUAUUUACCACCAGAGUGCUUUGUUGUGGGGAAAAAUCCUCCAAAAAUUUCUUCCAAGGUUGAUGUGUGGUCAGUGGGCGUGAUAUUUUACCAGUGUUUAUAUGGCAAAAAGCCAUUCGGACACAAUUUAUCUCAAGCUGCCAUUUUAGAAGAAAACACAAUAUUAAAGGCUACCGAGGUAGAAUUUCCUUCCAAGCCGCCGGUCAGCGGGGAGGCUAAGAAUUUCAUUCGGCAGUGCUUGUUAUACAAAAAAGAGAUGAGGCCAGACGUAUUACUCUUAUCUCAACACGAGUACCUUAAACCCACACAACUUAAGUCCAGAGGGCAUUCAAAUGACCCCUCACUAAUGACUCAGAGCCCGGGACCACCAUCCACUGGUACACAUGCACUAACUCUCAGCCAAUCCCCCUCAUUCACGUUCGGCGAGAAACUAUGAUAAUCAGUUUAGUGUGAUAUUUUCUAAUUCACUUUGCCCUCCCCAUUCUCACUGGAAGAUAGCAGGGUGCUUGAUCUUACCAAAUUGAAGGUUGGAUUAAAUCCCUGAUGGAAACGAGGCUUGUGAUUAAUUCUGGAGGGAUUAAACCAUGUAUGUUUUCUCUCCAGAGUGUAGUGCAAGGGUGAAAGGACUUGAAGAAUAUUUCAUGUGAUCAAGCUUUCAUCUGGGAUAGUGGGGGAAAUUCCUUGUUGAAAAUGAUGAGGAAGAACAGUUGUGAAUAGUGAUGAAUUGUACAUAAAUUAUUGAAAAUAAUUUCCAACACUGAUGCUUCUUGUGUACAAUGCAGAAAAACAAAAUCGUCAUACUUGUUUAUUAGGUGUUAUAAACAACAUUCUUGUUAUUUUUUACUUGCCAAAUAUGUGAUUCAGUGAUGGAAGUUGUGAGUGUUACCAUGGCAAUGAUGUUUUCCUUGGCAACCAGCAUGAAAUGUUUUCUUUGAGAGUUUACUGUUUGAAUACCAGGCUGUGUGAGAAGAAGUGAUGAAGAAAAUUUUAUCAACAAAUCAAAUCAACACUACUUCACCCCCGGGGGAAGUCUUCGACUUUAAAGUUCAGCAAUGGUCACAAUGUCUUCGCCACAGGAAGUAAACAAGAAAUUGUACAGGAAAUCUGUCGUCAAAAAAAUGCAAGAAUAACUUCAACAUAGAAUUUCUGGCUCGGUAUAGUGGUAUUUUUGUUAGACAGUAGUAGGUAGUGAGCAAUAGGAACUUGUUUGUGGUAUUGGCUGUGAUAAAAGCUUCACUGAUGAAGUUUGUCUCAUUUCUGGCCUCUUUAUCCAAAUAUUCUGCAAUACAAUCUCGAUACAUGGUAAUUUUGAUGAAGAUAAUCUUAUUUAAUUCUCAUUAAAAGCUGUGACAGCAAUCAAUUCAUCGUAGACAUGAUAGAGUAUAUACACAGAAAUUAACAGGGGAAGUAUGUUGAAUCAUGCGAAGAAUAGCACAAAAAUAGCAUCUUUGUAGUGGGAAGUUGUAUAUCUUUUAUUCGCCGUGUAUAUACCGUGUAUUUGGAAGGCUAUGCUAAGCGAACAUAUACACUGUUUCAAUGAGCUGGGUAAAGUAAAUUUAAAAUCGCACUAUUUUAGAUAUCAUUUUAAUUCUGUCUAACUUCACACAAGGUUAAACGCAGCAUGCAAUAACCAGAAAGUACCUUUAUCUGACGGAUGUUGGAUAAAGCUAUCGUUUAUCCACGGGGUGACUUUAUCUGACGGAUGUUGGAUAAAGCUAUCAUUUAUCCACGGGGUGACUUUAUCUGACAGAUGUUGGAUAAAGAUAUCGUUUAUCCACGGGGUGACAUACGCCACAAGUGUAAGGGAAAUGAAUAGUAGUGUAGUUGUUUUUCAGGAUGUAUUUCUAGAAAAUUUGGAGAAAGAAGCCAACUUUGGACAAACAAAAUAUGCACAGUGACAAAAUAUGUGUAGGAAAUCCUGACUGAGAUAGUGCUAACAUUGACCGUCGUUUAAUGUUGUAUGCAAGCAUGUAAGAUUAGGGCCUGUUGUGUCAAACUAUUUGACUUUACGAAGGCAUCCUAACAUCACAAUGAUGCACUUUCAUUUUUCAAGUUACUUAAUUUAGAAUAUACUAAAUCUGAUUUGAAUUGGAUUAGCAUUCAAGGAAACCUAGGGAAUUUGAAUGAUAAACCUGCCUGUUAUGUGUUGGCUGUGUGAUGCGCUCGUGAUUCUCCAUUAUCUGUUCCCUGUGUAUGAUGGUGAUGUAAUAUUUAUAUGACCAAGCGACAUGAGCACGAAUGAGCAUGGUGAUGUGAAGUGGAGAGAUUUCAUAUCAAAUUAUUGAGUGUGUUUUCAAAUUGGAUAAAAUGUGUAACUGGUAGUUUCUCGUGUGGAUGUUUCGGAACUAGGGCUUAUGGACAUUGAUGAUCUUUGAGUAUUUGAUAAUGAGAAUUCAAAUGUGUCUGUCUCAUUUGUUAGCUCACCCGAGUCUUCUUCGGCUCAGGUGAGCUUUUCUGAUCAAGUUUUGUCUGUCUUCUGUCCAUUCGUAAACUUUUAAUAUUUUAGACUUCUUCUCCAUAAGCGCAGGGCCAAUUUUAAUCGAACUUACCUUAAAGCUUUCUUGGGUAAAGGGGAUUCGUGUUUGUUCAAAUGAUGGAACAUGCCCCCUUUAAAGGGGAGAAAAUCAUGAAAAUGCGAAAAUAGAGUGGGGUAAUUUAUAAAUCUUCUCAAAAGAACCACUGAGCCAGAGAAGUUGAAAUUUAUAUGAAAGCUUCCUGACAUAGAGUAGAUUUAAGUUUGUGCAAAUCAUGGCCCGCGGUGUAGGAUCGGACCGAAAUAGGGGAUGGAAGUUUUAUAUGCUGAUAAGAUAUAUAGGAAAAAUCUUUAAGAAUGUCUCUUGAACUAUUUAAGCUAAGGCUUUCGUAUUUUGUAUAUACAUUCUUACAGCAAGACCUUUCAUGUGAUGCAAUGGUGUGUGAUCUUGGUGCCUUGACCUGGAAGUUUGACCUACUUAAAAUAGAAAUCAUACCUCUUCAAUAUAUCCUGAACAAUUUAAGAUGGAUCUUUCAUAUUUUGUAUAUAGAUUUCUUGUGGCAAGACUUUUCAUUUCAUACUUUGACCUUGUGACCUUGAAAUUUGACCUACUUUUAAGAAAACGUCACAUGUUAAAUAUCUUCAGAACUAUACAAGCAGGGCUUUCAUAUUUUGUAUUUAGAUUCUUUAUGACAAGAUCUUGUGAUACAAUUGUAUUUGAUCCUGUGACCUUGAUCUACUUUUUUAAAAACCUGACUUAAUAAAUAUAUCCUAAACUAUUUAAGGUAGAGCUUUCAUAUUUUUAUAUAGAUUGUUGUUGUACCUUGUGACCUUUACCUGGAAGUUUGACGUACUUAUGAUAAAAAUCUGACAUUCAAUAUCUCCUGAACUAUUUAAGAUAGAGCUUUCAUAUUUUGUAUAUAAAUGUCUUAAAGCAAGGUCUUUCAUUUCAUACCUUGAUCUAUGACCUUGAUCUUAUCCAGAACAGCAAGGUCAUGUUAGUCAUAUUGGUGUUGACUGUUGAGACAUCUCUGUUGUGUGAAUUCACUUUCAGUUGUGUUGUGAUCCUUAGGUUGGGGCCACAAUAUGGGGUCAAAAACUUUCAUGGGAAGAAAGAUUGAUAAAAAAAAUCUUUUAAAAAUCACAGCAUUAACAAUGACAGGGCCAAGGUGAGUGGAAUGGCCCAUGGGCCUCUUGUUAAUUAUGUGGUUUCCAAGGUCUACAUAAGGAAGGCUAUUUUAUCGUGAAUCAAAUUGCACAGGAUCCUUAAGUUGAGAUAAUCAUGUCUAUGAACAAUUGAAAGCAGGCGAGGUAGUGUAAAUUGAAAUGUUCUGAUUAAUCAAAUUUCUCGGUGUUUGUAAAGGAUUUUGUGGUAAUUGUCUUAAGUUAUUGAAAUCCACACAUAUGAGAUUAUGAUAUUAAUUAUUAAAACUUAAUAUUAAAGAAAAAAUAUAUACUUGUCUUUCCAUCCUCCUGAGAAAAUUAAUUCUGUUUAUGAUAGAAGCCUUUAUUAAUGAUUAAGAAGUAAUGUUCAAGGAUAAUUGAACUAACAGUACUGAAUGUAUAUUUAGAAUUUAUUAAGUUUGAAGGGAAUUUUUUUUAAAAACUUUUAAUGCUAAAUUUUAAUUGAAAUUUUUUUAAAUUGUGUUUGCUGGUAAGAGUUUUUUUCUCUCUUUUUUGUGUAGUCUAAAUUUUAUGAAUUGAUCUUGAUCGGACAUAGAAUUUUGUACUUGAAUUAAAAGUAGAUAUUGUAAAAUGGAAAAUUUAUUGAAAAUUGUGUGAUUACAGUAUCUUUCUUGUGAUGGACCGAUUAUGUGAACUGUUCAAUGGUUACUUAAGUGACAAAAAACAUGUUACCUGUCACAUUAUUUUUAGUUAUAUAAUGUUUUCAUGUUUGGUCAUGUGUGCUUUUACGUACUAAUCUAGUUGUGGUGCAAAUACUGGAAGACAUUCAGAGUUCUUGAAAUAGCAUUCUUGAUUUUGUGAAACAUUCAAACUGACAGAACCUAGAACAUGAUUGGUCCUAAUACAUUAUUAUCAGCUCCAUACCAAAUGACAGUCAUUAUAGUAAGCUGUUGAGAACUGGAGGCCACCUAGAAUUCAUUUUUUUUUUUUUUUUUUUAAUUAAUUUUUGCCAUUAAAUAUUCUUGAUUUCCCUCUGAAAUUAUCUUAUCCAGUCUGGAUAUCACCAGUUUGGUUGUAACCAUGGUGAUAUUGUUGGCAACCACAUCUAAAAGCCAAAAUUGAAAUAAAGAAGAUUUUGAAAUUCCAAAUUUCACUAUUUUACACAUUUGACAUUUAGACUGAUAAAGCAAUGUUUAAUGUUGAACAUUGAUAAUUUUCAAAGCAAAUUGGACGAAAUCGAUAUUUUCAAGAACUCUGGAUAUUGGUUACUGUGCAGUGUUAAAAACAAACUUUCUAACAUUUUAGGUGCAUUUAUUUUUAUCUGAUAUUUUAUCUUUGGGCAUUGGAUAGCAAUAAUUACUUUCUAAUGUUUGGGAACUGAAAUUUCAGUUUCAAUUUUUUAAAAAAAGAAAAGCACAACUGCUGAUAGUUUUUAAGAUUUGGUGCAAGCAUUUGCUAAUUUUGUUGUUGAACUUGCAAGAGUUAACCCCCUUUGUAUACUGAAAGCUGUACAUUACUUCUUUGGCAGACAUUUUAGUCUGGCCAACUUUAAAUCUUUACUUUUUUGACGUAACAACUAUAAUAUAUGUUGUAAAGGCCGAUUAGAAAUAUUUAUUCACAGUUAUGUUGAUUUUCUAUUUGUAACAGGGCAGUAUAACAAUUAGAACAAAAAAAAUUCAGUGGAGGAUUGAACUUGUAUUUAACUUUGUUUAUUUAUAGAUUAUGAUUGUUGGUAAUCAUUGUUUUAAGAAAAUCUUAUUUAGCAUGGUUUUUUUUUAGGUUUACACGGUAUUUCAUGUGUAUCAAGAUCUAUUAUAAUCCAUCAUGGGGUGGUGAACAGCAUUUGUAGGAGUCGGUAUUUUCUCGCAUUGUUCGUCUGCAUGAACUGUGACAUCAAGCACAUGUUCUUGUGCCAUUUUUAAUUUGUUCCCAUUUUAUCUGUGUGUUGAUUGAGUGAAAAUUUGUACAUAGUGAAUGAUUGGGUGGAUUUAAACUAGUAGGAAGUUACUGUCCUCACCACAAAGUCAGAAAUAUACUACGACAUAGUACAAUAUGAUGUUGAAGCAGUUUGAGAUUAUUCUUCAAAAGCACAAUGCACAGAAAUAUAUUCUAGUUUGUGAAUUUUCCAUGUACACAAAAUAUCCAAAAAAGUGAUAUGAAUGUAAUUUUUGAUUUUGCUGAUGAGGACAGAAACUUUCACUGCUCUCUGUGUGUAUAAAUGUACAAGCGUUAAUAAUGAUCAGUAUUGUCGCUGCUAAGGGUCUUUCACAGUUUUAGUGGGCACAUUGUGUGUAAAGAGAGCGUGUUCUAUACUUAUGGAUAAAUCCAGAGUAUGUCCGCAGAGUGUAUGAGUGGUUGCCAUGGUUAUGUCCAACACACGUGUAAUACACGUGUCACGGAAAAUAAAAAUUAUUUUUCAAAAAGUU